UGUGUGUGACAUUUCCGCAACAAGGUGACGUCACAGAGAGGACCACGACUUAGUUUAAUGUCAUUGUAGUUGUUUUUUCUCCUUCAUGUUGAAUCACCUCUCCGCUGCUCUCCUGCUUUUCCCCCGCCGUCUGCUCUCGUCCUCACCGAGGACUUUAACCCGAGCCUGCAGCCUCCUCCGGGGCAGCAGGAGGAUGGAGACCGCCGUGGUGAGGUGCCUCCCCGGGGAGCCCAAACUCACCAUCUCCUUCUGUCUGGACGGCAGCAACAAACACAUGCUGCGGGACCAGGACGAGGAGCUGGGCAAGGUCCUCUCCCGGAUCGCCAACAACAUCGCCAAGGGUCAAGGGAAGGCGAAGAAGUCGAAGAAGAAAAAGGGGCAGCAGCCGUGCGAAGCCCCGGAGCCCACCGCGGUGAAGCUGCACUACGGAGACGGAGAGGUGGCCGACACGGUGCCGAACUCGGAGGCGUGGCGGGACGGAGCCGUGCUGCAGGUGGGAGACGUGAAGUACUCGGUACAGAGAAACCCGCCCACUUUCACCAACGCGGAGCUCCCGGCGUCCCUGAUGGCCGAGUUCCCCGUCUGCCCGAACCUGGAGCUGGAGUUUGGUAACCUGCAGGACUGCGAGUUCACAUGGCAUAAAGAAAACACCCCAAACACAAGCCCUGAAGCUGCUGCAGAAGCUCCAGCUGAGAACGGCGGUUGGACCGAAGUAGGAUGCGGGAGGGUCCACGUCCCGUCCAAUCGGGACAUCGGCCACAGACUCAAACUGCGCUGCACGCCUAAAGACGGAGAGCGCAGCGGCCAGGUCAAAGAGCUGAUCUCUGCGGGAGCUGUGGAGGCAGGACCGGGAGUCUGCACGUUCGACAACAGACACGCGUACACGAUCAAAGAGGCGGAGUGGCCGUCUGCGAGGGUGAUGUCAUACAACAUCCUCGCCGACGUCUACGCCCAGACGGAGUUAUCCAAGACGGUGCUUUACCCUUACUGUGCUCCGUACGCCCUGCAGCUGGACUACAGGCUGAACCUGAUCAAGAAGGAGCUGGCCGGAUACAACGCUGACAUCGUCUGUCUGCAGGAGGUCGACAAAGGUGUGUUCACAGACAGUCUGACUCCGACUCUUGAUGCCUUCGGUCUGGACGGCGUUUUCAGGGUGAAAGACAAGCAGCAUGAGGGACUCGCCACUUUCUACCGAAGGUCAAAGUUUAAGCUGCUGAGCCAACAUGACAUCACGCUGAGUGAAGCGUUGUCCCGUGAAGCCCUCCACUCUGAGCUGCUGGAGAGACUUUCUGUGAACAGCGCUCUGAAGGAGAAGACUCUGCAGAGGUCCACCACCCUGCAGGUCAGCGUGCUCGAGGACUUGAAUAAACCAGACAGGAAGGUGUGUGUGGCAAAUACACACCUGUACUUCCACCCUAAAGGAGGGAAUGUCCGCUUGUUCCAGAUGGGCGUGGCUCUGAAACACCUGAGUCAUGUGAUCAGGGAGGUUGCACCUGGAGCCCCUCUCAUCUUUUGUGGUGACUUUAACUCCUUACCAAACUCAGGCGUGUUCCAGCUGCUCAGUGAGGCCGAGGUUCCUCAGCAGCAUGCAGACUGGAGCAGCUCGGGCCCGGAGGAGUCCUGCAGGAUGGAGCUGCUCUCUGACUUCCCCCCGCUGCUGAGCGCCUGCGGCCAGCCCGCCUACACAAACUACGUCGGAGGAUUUCACGGCUGCCUGGAUUAUAUCUUCAUACAGCCGGACAGCAUGCAGGUGGAGCAGGUGAUUCCUCUGCCCAGCCACCAGGAGGUCACCACCUACGAGGCUCUGCCCAGCGUGGCUCAUCCCUCCGACCACAUCGCUUUAAUCUGUGACCUGCGCUGGAACCCCUGACCUCACGCCAUCUGGACUUACAACACAGGAGAGCCAGACCUUCAGUCGCUGCUGAAACCACCACUUUGACUCCUGAUUUCUUUACGUUUGGAUCAAGUCUGAGCUGUGAUAGAGUUCCUGUAUUAAAGAGAGAAUCAACAUCUCACAACAAAGAAGUGUCUCACAUUAAAUUUUAACUGAACUGUUGUGAAUAUGGUCAAAGAAAUAAUUAAUGUCCAUCACUGAUAUUCAGUGUAUGUGUUGUAUCAGCAAAAAGUAAUGAAAUGCAAAUAGAGUUUUUUAAA
Molecule: messenger RNA, 2154 nt
Organism: Labrus mixtus (cuckoo wrasse)
Lineage: Eukaryota; Metazoa; Chordata; Actinopteri; Labriformes; Labridae
Gene: pde12
Product: phosphodiesterase 12
Exons: 8
Coding region: 86-1870 (594 amino acids)
Biological process (GO): nuclear-transcribed mRNA catabolic process, deadenylation-dependent decay
Cellular component (GO): mitochondrion
Molecular function (GO): 3'-5'-RNA exonuclease activity
Source: RefSeq, a predicted model, not a curated record